Molecule: messenger RNA, 171 nt
Organism: Rhizoctonia solani
Lineage: Eukaryota; Fungi; Basidiomycota; Agaricomycetes; Cantharellales; Ceratobasidiaceae
Exons: 2
Coding region: 1-171 (56 amino acids)
Source: RefSeq, a predicted model, not a curated record
AUGGCCGACUUUUUCACUUCUGCUUCCACCUUUGUCGCUCCCGUCGACAAGUCUGUCACUCGGAAGACCGAGGCCAACAGCGCCGCUGGUAUGACGAACCAGACUUCUGAGGCUACUCAAUCGACCAAGACUUCGGGGUCGAACUUUUCAAUGUGCGAGAUUAUCAUGUAA